Molecule: messenger RNA, 2191 nt
Organism: Leptonychotes weddellii (Weddell seal)
Lineage: Eukaryota; Metazoa; Chordata; Mammalia; Carnivora; Phocidae
Source: RefSeq, a predicted model, not a curated record
UUUCUCCCGGUUCCCUGGCCUUGCUCUUUCGGACAUUGCACUAAAAGAGAUGCGCCCUGGAAAACCACAUCUUGUUUGGAGACGAGCCCGGGUUUGGGACCUUAGGGUACAAAUUCUCCUUUUCCAGCGCCUAGGAUAGAUUUGAUUAAUGAGCCCGGAGUACCCUGUUCCUGCUGACACUGCCGUUUUUCACUUCCCUGCCCUCCCACACUUCCAAAAUCAUUAAGCAGGGAGCUCUUGGAGGUUUAUGAGUCUACUUUGAGCUAGACGUGAGUUUGACCCCGGGGUUGGAGCAUGGCUGUAUCCCUGGACCUUCAGAUCGACGCUCCCCUGGAGGUUGAGGAAUGCUUAAUAAUGAAGGUGGAAAAGGACCCCGAGUGGGCAGCGGAACCCACUCUGGAAGGAUCGGAGAGCUCUGAGUCCGAGACCUUUCGCAAAUGCUUCAGGCAAUUCUGUUACGAGGAUGUGACUGGACCCCAUGAAGCUUUCAGUAAACUCUGGGAACUUUGCUGCCGGUGGCUGAAGCCAGAAAUGCGUUCCAAGGAGCAGAUCCUUGAGCUGCUGGUGAUUGAACAGUUUCUCACCAUUUUACCGAAGAAGAUUCAGGCGUGGGCACAGAAGCAGUGUCCGGAAAGUGGAGAGGAGGCGGUGGCCCUGGUAAUACAUUUGGAGAAAGAGACUGGAAGACUAAGACAGCAGGUUAGCAGUCCUGUGCCCUCAGAGAAGCAGGUCCCACUGGGAGCAGCAUGGGAGGUAACGGACUUUCAGCCAGAGCAGGUGGAGACUCAACCCAGGGUGGUGUCUCUGGAGGAAGCUGGAAGCCUCCACUCAGGACAUGAGGAGCAGCUGAACCGAAAGAGAGAGCAUUGGCCUUUACCCAGGAAUGACGUUUUUUCUUAUGUCUUUGUAUUUUUUCCUUCCAUGGCAGGUGUGCACUGGGGGUACGAGGAAACCAAGACUUUUCUUGAUAUCCUCCGUGAGACUCGGUUUUACGAAGCUCUCCAAGCCUGUCAUCGGAAGAGCAAGCUGUAUGGGGCCGUGGCGGAACAGCUUCGGGAGUGUGGCUUCCUCCGGACACCAGAACAGUGCCGGACCAAGUUCAAAAGCCUCCAGAAGAGCUACCGCAAAGUGAAAAAUGGUCACGUGCUGGAGUCCUGCGCAUUCUACAAGGAGAUGGAUGCCCUGAUAAACGCUCGGGCCUCCGCUCCUUCCACCACCACUCCAGAAGAAGUCCCAUCACCCUCAGGGCAAGAAGGAGAGGAUGUUGAGAUUGAACCCCAGGAACCGACAGGCUGGGAACCUGAGGAGGCCUCGCAAGAGGCGAUAAUAGAAGAUUCCGGCAGCGAGAGAAUGAGUGAGGAGGAAAUUGUGCAAGAGUCAGAAUUCCAGGGGCCUCUGGGUCUACUGCAAAGCCCAAGUGGUAAGGACCAUCAAGGGGGAAGUGUGAUUUACUCAAGAAUCAGUAACUCUGGGCAUAUUGCUCAUGAGUCUGUUCAUUAAACAGGCAUUUGAGGGGCCCUGUGCUGUGUGAGGAACAGGGGAUCUAGCAAUGAGUAAAUCAAAGCCUCUUUCUCAUGGCGCUUCAUUCAAGGAGGGACCUGGCAUUCUAGUGAUGCAGUCUUUGACACCUCAGCCUCGGAUCUUGUCUGUAUGGGUCAGUGUUUCAUAGCGCCUGCAAAUUCCGUGAGGAAGAAGAACUUGCAAUUAUACAUGAGAAAAAAGUCAGAGGAAGGAGGUGUGUCCAUAGGCUCAAGACACAAACGUCUCAGUCCUUCGUGACAUGCAUGAGGAAAAGGACAGGCAGGGGCAAAAUGAGAGAGAGACUUGACUCUGGUUCUCCGCCCUACCUGCUCGUUUUCCACGGACUGCCGGCGCCCUGUGGGCAUCUGUUCCCACGGCAGCCCAGACUUAAAAUUGUUAAAACUAAAAUCACUGUCUUCUUUCCCAUACCUUGGCUCUUCCCUGUGUCCUCCCACAUCCAGACUUAAAACUUCAGAGGCACUUUUGAUGCUUUCUCUCUCAUUAUUUACAUCCAAGCAGAGAAUGCUUUUUUCCCAACUGUGGUAGAACUUCCAUCUGUCCCCUCUUUAGUUACCACAGCUGCUACCUGUGGUGAGAAAGGUUCAGCCUUUCUCUGUCUCUUGCCUAGACUUUUGUAAAAGUCUCCAGACCAGGGCGCCUGGGUGGCUCA